Molecule: messenger RNA, 1419 nt
Organism: Rotaria sp. Silwood2
Lineage: Eukaryota; Metazoa; Rotifera; Eurotatoria; Philodinida; Philodinidae
Source: the annotation of a GenBank genome assembly
AUGAAUUCAUCUUCAAGUACAAUGUCUUUCGUUUUAUCACAAAAAGGAAAACCAUUGCUUGUUAUGGAUGAUUAUGUAUUUAGGUUAAAUAAAACUACGAAUACCACAAAAUAUUAUCGUUGUGAAAACAGAGAUUGUACGGCAACAGCUCACACUGAUUUAAAUAAUGUUCUUUUAAAAGUAAAUGCUAAUCAUUCCCAUGUAAUUGAACCAGAGAAAAAAGAAAUUCGUAUUUUUAAACAAGUCGUCAAGGAACGUGCCACUAAAGAAAGCACUCCUAUACCAAAGAUAUAUGAAGAAGAAUCAGCAAAAAUGAUUUUAAAAUUCUCGACUAUUGCUAUUUUACCGUCUCAAAGAGAGAUGAGUAGUUCUUUGAACAAGGCGCGACGUCUUGAAACGCCACCUAUUCCUGAUUCACAGAUUUUCGACAUUCCAUAUUUAUAUACUCGAACAAUAAAAAAUGAAGAAUUUCUUUGUGUUGAUAAAUUCAUCAAGAGAAAAACACGUAUUUUGUUAUUCGCUUCAAAUGAACAGCUUAAGCUGUUAUUUCAAAAUUCAAUUGUUUUAAUGGACGGAACAUUUAGUACUUGUCCAAAAAUUUUUGAUCAAGUAUUCACGAUACAUUCAAUUAAAUAUGAACAAUCAUUCAUAUGUGGGAUUGGACUAUUACCUGAUCGUAAAAAGUCCACUUACAGAUUUGUCUUCGAGGAACUCAAAGCUUUAGCUGUUCGAAUGAAUCUAGUUUUCAGCCCAUCCACUAUAAUUACUGAUUUCGAACCUAGCUUAGCUGAAGCUAUUAUUAGUGAAUUUCCAAGUAGCAACCAUAUCGGUUGCUACUUCCAUUUUACUCAAGCCGUGUACAGACAAAUACAACACCUUGGCUUAUCUAGUGGUUAUUGUAGUGAUGAAAGUAUUCGUAUGACAUGCAGAAAGCUUAUGGCUCUUCCUUUGUUGCCCUCUUCAGUCGUAUUGAAAUGUUUUGAAGAUCUUUAUGAAAGUGUACUACUAUCAUCAUCAUCAGCACUUGAUUCAUUGAAACCUCUUUUUGAAUAUUAUGAAAACUAUUGGGUUAAAACAAUCGGUAUCAAAAGAUGGAACGUUUAUGGUAUUCGUAUUAAAACGAACAAUAAUGCUGAGGGUUUUCAUAAUCGUUUAAAUUUACGAAUAGCAAAGCAUCACCCAAACAUUUGGAUAUUCAUUAGAUGUAUACAAGGCGAAGAAAUUCGCUUCAAUCAUGUUUUAAUUCAGAUGAUCGGUGGUCUUGCGUGUCGAACAAAAACAGCUGCUACGAAUGCUAUACAGCAAAGAAUAGAUACACUGUAUUUACGCUAUCAAAAUAAUGAUAUUACUGUUGAUGAACUAUUACUUGGACUUUCUUAUGUCGUUGCAAAAAAUACGACGGCGAAAAGAAAAAAAUAA